CAUCGGCCUGAUUGGGCUAGCAGUAAUGGGUCAGAACCUCGUCCUCAACUUGAACGACAAAGGAUUCUCCGUUUGUGUGUAUAACCGCACAGUGGCCACCACUCACCACUUCCUUGCCAACGAAGCCAAAGACACAAACAUAGUCGGUGCUGACACCCUCGAACAAUUCACCACCAAAUUACAAACUCCACGAGUCAUAUUCCUCCUCGUGAAAGCAGGGAAACCAGUCGACGACUUUAUAGCCAAACUCCUGCCUUUCCUCACCCCCGGAGACAUAAUCAUCGACGGAGGGAACUCGGAAUUCACGGACACAAAUGUGACCCCUUAUUCCACAAAGUAGAUGAGAUGUCGGUCAAUGGAAGAACGAGGACUCCUCUAUGUGGGGUGUGGAGUGAGUGGAGGGGAGACCGGUGCUCGCUACGGACCCUCCCUCAUGCCUGGAGGCAGUUCGGAG
Octopus sinensis (East Asian common octopus) is the source of this 454-nucleotide messenger RNA. RefSeq names its product 6-phosphogluconate dehydrogenase, decarboxylating-like. NCBI's taxonomy places the organism in Eukaryota, Metazoa, Mollusca, Cephalopoda, Octopoda, Octopodidae. Gene Ontology annotation, molecular function: NADP binding; phosphogluconate dehydrogenase (decarboxylating) activity. The transcript has a single exon. The record is from RefSeq and is a predicted model, not a curated record. Gene Ontology annotation, biological process: pentose-phosphate shunt, oxidative branch. The coding region runs from base 26 to 340 and encodes 104 amino acids. Gene Ontology annotation, cellular component: cytosol.